Molecule: messenger RNA, 4441 nt
Organism: Myxocyprinus asiaticus (Chinese sucker)
Lineage: Eukaryota; Metazoa; Chordata; Actinopteri; Cypriniformes; Catostomidae
Gene: colq
Product: collagen-like tail subunit (single strand of homotrimer) of asymmetric acetylcholinesterase
Exons: 17
Coding region: 79-1443 (454 amino acids)
Molecular function (GO): heparin binding
Source: RefSeq, a predicted model, not a curated record
GAGAGAGGGAGAGGGAGAGGUGCAGGGCCACCUCAGAUCACUCCUCUGUGCAGUUGGAGGUAGACUGUAGCCAGCAGCAUGAUUCUACUCACACUUGCACUAUAUUUCCCACUCCUCUGCUAUGUGUCAUCAUUCUCCUACGUGGAUAACAUUUUUCCUGUACCAACAGAUUUCCAGUUGCUGGAAACCAGAAAGAAAUUCAACCCCUGCUGUUUACUGAGUCCACCUCCGCCCCCUCUCUUCCCCCCACCCCCUUCACUGUGGCGGUGGAUGCCUCGGAAUGAAAAUGGCAUUAAACCAAAUGAAGGGAACUCAGAAGAAAAGUACAAUCCUACAAGCCACACAUGUUCCCCGGGGCCCCCAGGAACAGCAGGACCUCCUGGCCCUCCAGGUCCUCCUGGACUGCCGGGACCAAAGGGACCAAAGGGAGAUAAGGGUGAAAUUGGAAGACCUGGACAAAAGGGACGCACUGGCCCUCCUGGUCUCCCAGGGCGACAGGGACCAAGUGGAUGGCAAGGACCAGCUGGACCCAAAGGAGAGAAAGGUGACCCUGGGCUGAUGGGCAUGCCCGGGGCAAGAGGACCAAUUGGACCCAAGGGGCUACCUGGAUAUAAGGGUGAAAAAGGCUCACAAGGUUUCAGAGGGGAAAUUGGCUUAAAAGGUGACAGGGGAUCAAUGGGUCUUCCUGGAAUGCUUGGCCAGAAGGGUGAAAUGGGCCCAAAAGGAGAACCCGGAAGCUCAGGGAACAGAGGACCCACCGGCCGCCCAGGAAAAAGAGGAAAGCAGGGUUCAAAAGGUGACAAUGGUGCAGUUGGGCCCAUGGGACCUCCAGGGCCUCACGGGCCCCCUGGUCACCCUGGCCCUCCUGGAUUGCCCGCUUCAGGACUGUACAUGGUAGGACAGAAAGGGGAGAAGGGACAACCUGGCAGCCCAGGACGUUGCAGCUGCAAUGUCGCCUCGAGUGCCAACAACCCCUCCACUGACCACCACUUGCUCUGGGGCAGCUAUCCUAGAGUGCCAGCGAUAUUUGUGGUGAAUAAUGAACAGGAGCUGAACCGUCUCCAGACUGAUAACGCUCUGGCGUUCCGUAAAGAUCAGAGGUCACUUUACUUCAAAGACAUUGAUGGCUGGAUGCCAAUUCAGUUAACCCCCUUUCAGUCGAUGGAGCGUGAUCCUGACCAGGAGGGUUUCUGCGGAGACAGCGUCGUGCAAGUUGAGAACGGAGAGGAGUGUGAUGAUGGAAAUAAGGUGGUCACAGAUGGCUGUGUCAAGUGCAAACUUGCAUAUUGUGGAGAUGGGUAUCGCUAUGAAGACGCAGAGGAGUGUGAUGGGAAGGAUUUUGGCUUUCACACUUGCAGAUCAUUUUUGCCUGGAUCUUAUGGACAUCUCAAGUGCACAUCUGACUGUUUCAUUGACUCAACAAACUGCAAAUAUUUUACAUGAAGACACAAAAAGUAGUGUCACUUUUCAACUGGCAACUCACGAGAUCCAUAUUAAUGACAACACUGAAAACCAUAGAUUCAGCAGACGAACUGAGAGUACAUUAUCAACAGAAUCAUCACUAGCAUAUUAUCUGAACACCUUUGUUGCCACGUUUCUCACUUGAGAAAAGAACGCUCAGCAAAGUCAUGGUUCUCACACAGGACCUCUCGCUUGCGGUCUUAAGAACUCUAACAGGACUUCAGACAUCUUUCUCCAUUUAUUCAGCCUCUGCUACCUGGUGCUUGGCCCAGAAUCCAAAUCUGGCCACCAUGGUUUGCAGCACUAAGAGGAAACUGGAGAGUUGCAUGUCUCUGGGAAGUAAAGGACUCCUCAUUACCUCAGCGUAGUACUGUUUCCAUUUUCUCCUGGUCCAUCACAUCUUCCCUCACACAGGGUGCUCUGUAUGAAUGCAAUGUGAUGUUUUUACUUUAAUACUUUGCAUGGGGCUGAAUUUGCUGUAGCUGUGUCAGCAGAACUCAUUACCAAGACAUUGACAUGGUCAAGACAAGAUUGCGCAUGUUUUCAUUAAUUAAGCCAAACUGGUGCCAAAGAAAAUGGUUGGUUAUGGAACUCUUGCUGGUUAAGCUAAUUAUGAAGCCUGCUGGGGACCAACAUGCUGGUCCAUCAGCAGGGACAGUAUUUGGACUAGAUUAACGCUGAUAUACUUUAAGGUUAUAUCUGUGACAGUACAGUUGAGCAGGCUCCAGUUUUUUAACACAAACAAUACUACUGUAUAUUAAAGUUGCUUAAAAGAAUGUUCCGGGUUCAAUACAAGUUAAGCACAGCAUUUGUGGCAUAUUGUUGAUUACCACAAAACAAUUUCAACCUGUGUAUUUAAACAUUUUAAUUCAUUUAUUAAAAAAAAGAAGCAAAAAUCUGGGUUACAGUGAGGCACUUACAAUGGAAGUGAAUGAGGCCAGUCCAUAAACACUAAAAUGCACACAGUUUCAAAAGUAUCGCCACAAGACAUAAACAUUAUCCAUGCUAACAUGAUUUAAGUGUAAUAAAAUCACUUACUAACCUUAUCUAUGUAAUGUUGUAUCCAAUAUUACAACUUUGUUGUCAUGACAAUGUAACAACGAUAAACCCUGUAAUCUGGUAAAGAUGAUCACAUUAAAAUCAUGGUAACACAUAUAAUGUUUAUGUCAUGUGGAUGUACACUUACUGAGCAUUUUAUUACAAACACCUUUACACCUACUUAUUCAUGCGAUUAUCUAAUCAGCCAAUCGUUUGGCAGCAGUGCAAAGCAUAAAACCAUGCAUAUAUGGGUCAGGAGCUUCAGUUAAUGUUCACAUCAACCAUCAGAAUGAGAAAAAAUGUGAUCUCACUGAUUUAGACUGUGGCAUGAUUGUUGGUGCCAGACGGGCUGGUUUGAGUAUUUCUGUAACUGCUGAUCUCCUGGGAUUUUCACACACAACAGUCUCUAGAGUUUACUCAGAAUGGUGCCAAAAAUAAAAAACAUCCAGUGAGCAGCAGUUCUGUGGACAGAAACACCUUGUUGAUGAGAGAGGUCAAUGGAGAAUGGCCAGACUGGUUUGAGCUGACAGAAAGGCUACAGUAACUCAGAUAACCACUCUGUACAAUUGUAGUGAGCAGAAUAGCAUCUCAGAAUGCACAACACGUCGAACCUUGAGGUGGAUGGGCUACAACAGUAGACGACAACGUUGGGCACUUUAUUAGGACCAUAGUUUUCCUAAUAAAGUUCUUAGUGAGUGUACUUUCAAAACAGUAUCUAUUUUAAUGUUUUUUCACUGGCCCCAUUCACUUCCAUUGUAAUUGCCUUACUGUAACCAUGCCUUUUGCUUUUCUUUUAAAUAAACGAGGGACGAGUCUAAUUGUUUUUUGUGUUAAUCAACAUUAUGCAACAAAUGCUGUCGAUUGUGCUUAACAUGUAUUGGACUAUUGAAACACUGUAAGACCCUCCUCUCCAGGUACUCAGUGGGGGCACUUUUGCAGUUAUCUUGCAGAAGACAUAGUGUACCAUUUCCAUUCAUAUCUCAGGAAACCACUUAAAGAUAAGCCAGAACCUCUCCACCUCCAUGUGUGGAAUGGGGUGCACAUAUUCCACAAUUUAGCCUUGUUCAACGCUUUUCUCGUAAUUUAAGGGCAUGCUUGUAGUGUUGAAGCAAACCCGAUUUAUUUGUUUGGGUUAUGGGUCUACAGAUCUUCAAUUAAGGGGAAAAAAACAAAACAUGUGAAGGCUCUAAAGCUGUUAUUGAAAUAUUUGUACUGUAUGCUAUUGCAGAGGUAGCAUUUUGCUGCUAUUCAGGCUAAAGACUGUUUGAUUAAGGCUGGACUGUUUAUGCUGUCAUUGAUGUCUAAAGGCUUUAAAUAGAUUUAUACCCAUUGUCAAAGUCCAGUCUGAAUGUACCUCAGCAUAUACAGCAUGCUUUAGCCUUUUGUGACUACAGGACCUGAGGUGUAGCAUCCAGCAUACAGCACUUACUUAACUGUUAUAUUCAAUGAUAGCUAUAGCUUAAGUAUCUGUGAUUUACAAGACUUUUUUGAUCAACUCAAAGCCAGUUUUCCAUAAGCUAUGUGGUGCAUUUGCUACAGAAACCUCUUUGCUUACCUUUCUUGGGGUGAUAUUCCUGACGUAUCUUUAGAUUUUAUGUAAAAUAUUAUAUGGAAAUGAAAAUAAUAUGGAAUUAAGUGUCUUGAUUACUUUGGUGCAACUGCAUGUUCAUAUUAUUGUAUACUCUUGUUAAAAAGAGCAGAACUGCCACAUUUCAUGCCUUAUAACAGGAUGAGUUUCACUAAAAGACUGUAAAGUAAAUUGCAUUUAGCUUGUAACUCACUGUUAUCCUCACACUUGUACAAACUGAGAAGAAACAAUGCUAACAUCAAAUAUUACACAAACAAAUAGAAAAAAGAAUGAAUGUUUUGUCCUAGUGUACUGUAAAGGCUCGUUCGUAUUAAACCAUGUUUGAUACUGUCCUGUGACUAUGUUAAAAUAAAG